AUGUCCUUGAGUGGAGCCGGCGCUGGGCCUUUGCCAACAGGCUUUGGUAUGCCGCCGCAGUCGGGUAGUAGCACUCUCACAGAAUUCACCAAGAGGAGGAAUUGGUCGCAAAGAAUUAUAGAAGAGCUCAAGGACUUCUUGCACAUUCUCACCCCGGAUGGUCGAAUUUUAUACGUGUCUCCGUCAUGCAAGGCCAUCACCGGGUACGAGCCGCAUUCACUCAUAGGCAAAUUCAUAGGCGAAUAUGUGCACCCUGACGACAGCGGCAUUUUCAUGCGUGAAUUUAACGAAAGCAUAGCCAGCGGGAAUGCCUUGCGAUUCUUCUACCGAUUCAAGAAGGACGAUGGUACGUACAUGAUUUUCGAAUGUGACGGCCACCCACACAUCUCGCCAGAACCGCCAGGUGCAACCACAUUCGGACAGACUCCAACCGGCCAGACACUACCAGUCUCCGGUCUUUGUAGAGGUUUCUUUAUGAUGGCAAGACCGUAUCCCACAAAAAAUGCCGCCCUUCUCGAUUCCUUCCUGGAGCACAAGAUCGAGAACGAGCGCCUCAUGAGGCGGAUAGAGGAGCUUAAACGCGAGGAGAUGGAAGAGAACGCCGAACAAGAAAGACUGUACCGGGAACAAGCGUCGUCACAAGCAGGAGCCACACCUUCACAUUCAGGUCCGGCGGGCUCGCUCGCCCAGGACGGCCUCUCGGAAGCACCCAAUGCCACACCCAAUUACCAAGGCAUGCCGCCACCCGCAAAACCUCCCAUCUCUAACACUGCCCUUACGAGGCAGAAUCUCGACAGCGCACUUUCAGCUCAAAAACCGGAUAGUAUUGCCGACAAAAUGUCACGGUACGAAGCUAGCAAUACCCACCUCGAAUCAAUCGAGCUGCUCACUGGUCUACGGUAUCGAGAUGGAGAACGAAGUCAUGGUAUUUCUACUGGUGAUACGUCACCUGCGCUGAUCAGAGGCGACGCGGGUAUUGCCAUACUCCUGGACCGAGACCGUGAGAGCUCGAAGAAGGAAAAGAAGAAGCUAAAGGUAGCCGACGAAUAUGUGUGUGCAGACUGUGGCACGCUGGAUUCACCGGAAUGGAGAAAAGGACCCAAGGGACCUAAGACUCUCUGCAAUGCAUGCGGCUUGAGAUGGGCCAAGAAGGAGAAAAAGAGGACGGGAGAUGAUGUGAAGACAAACUCGCCAGGAGGAGCCAUGUCCGCGCAACCUAUGCCGCCUGCAGGUCUGACAUCUGCUGGAAUGCCUCCUGGUAUGCCAUUACAGCACAGCACUGACUCCAGCGGUGGUACACACGGCAUGUAA
Pseudocercospora fijiensis CIRAD86 is the source of this 1311-nucleotide messenger RNA. RefSeq names its product blue light activated transcription factor (gene WCO2). Gene Ontology annotation, biological process: regulation of DNA-templated transcription. The record is from RefSeq and is a predicted model, not a curated record. The transcript has a single exon. NCBI's taxonomy places the organism in Eukaryota, Fungi, Ascomycota, Dothideomycetes, Mycosphaerellales, Mycosphaerellaceae. The coding region runs from base 1 to 1311 and encodes 436 amino acids. Gene Ontology annotation, molecular function: zinc ion binding; protein binding; sequence-specific DNA binding.